Messenger RNA from Klebsormidium nitens, 4872 nucleotides. The record is from the annotation of a GenBank genome assembly. Lineage: Eukaryota; Viridiplantae; Streptophyta; Klebsormidiophyceae; Klebsormidiales; Klebsormidiaceae.
CAGGUGACACCCAGCAUGCAUGGGGGUGAGCAGCCAGCCCUAGCAAAGCUCAGGGCGCCACGGUGACGUCAUCACACCGUCUGGAAACCAGACGGCCAAGAUGGUGUCCAAGUACCACGUGAUGAAGCCCAUUGGGGAGGGGGCGCAGGGCAGGGUUUUUUUGGUUAGGGAAAGAAACCCCCCCCUGGUUAGGGACGAGGUCACCGGGGAGAUGAAGAAGGAGCGGAGGGACUGGGUGAUGAAGGUGGUCCCGCUGCCGAGGAAAGAGAAGGACCGGGAGGGGUGCAUCAGGGAAGGCUCGACGAUGAUGAAGCUCAGCCACCCGAACAUUGUCGGGUGCAAGGAGAGCUUUGUGGACAACCACAACCGGCUGUGCCUCGUGUUGGAGCAGUGCAGAGGGGGGGACCUGAGGGGACACAUCCAGCGCCAUGCAAACGCGCACACACAUUUCACGGAGGAUGAGGUCAUUGACUGGUUUGUACAGCUCGUGUUGGCCCUGGACUACUUGCACCGGAACAGAAUUCUGCACCGGGACCUGAAGUCCGGGAACGUGUUCAUGCGGAACAAGAACGACUUUCCGAAGGGGAACGUAGCGACGAUCCAGCUUGGGGAUUUCGGCAUUGCGCGCGUGCUGGACGACACGCACGCGCUGGCCAACACGUUCGUGGGCACGCCCUACUACAUGAGCCCCGAGCUGUUCGAGGGGAAGGCCUACAACCACAAGUCAGACAUGUGGGGUUUGGGCUGUUUGCUGUACGAGAUGCUGGCCCUGGAGCACCCGUUCAACGGGAGCAACCUGGCGGAGCUGUCGGUCCACGUCAUGAACGCCGAGUACAAGCCCGCGCCGCCGCACUACAGCGCCGACCUCCACGCGCUGCUCGGCGCACUUUUGGCGCCGACGCCCGCCGACCGCCCGACCGCGGCCGCGCUCCUGAUGACGCCCGCGCUGAGGGAGCGCACCGCCACGUACGUGCGCUCGUGCAUCGAGGCGCGCGCGCGCGCGCUCCAGGAGGAGGAGCCCGCGACGCCGACUCACGCGCGCCGCAGCUGUAUGUACGAGGCGGUUCUGGAGCAAGCCCAGCGCCUCGGAAUGGCUGACGUCAGCCCAUCGUCACUAACGUUCGAACUGGCCGAAUCUUUGGCCACGAGCGCCGUGCUUGAAAGGCGGCGAGAGACGAGCCUUGAGCGGUUUGACGAGGCGCGGGGUGACGUUCCGGCGGGCGAGACGAGCGGAAUCCAGCGGGCGGAAUACCAGGGAAGUUAUUCGACGGACGGAAGGACGGAACGGGAAGGGAGCGACCGUUACGAAGCGCCGCGGGCAGAAGCGAACGGGAGUGAAAGGGCGGAAGCCAGCGGAAGGAAAUGGACGGAACCGAGGGAAAGCCAGCGGGCGAAGCCGGAAGAGGCGCGCGCAAAAGAGCCGGAAGUCGACGCGCGGCCGGCGGUCAAAAUGGCGCGGGUCAGCUCCAGGGGCGUGCUGAAGAUGUCGCCCCAGGUCCGGCACGACAUUCUGGAGCUUCCGUCCGGGUUUUCCGGCAUUCCGGCGGAAAGCGCCAGGAACGAGUCCCUGGCAGAGGGCGCGCGCUCAACCCCGGUGGAAGUGACCCGCAACGAAACGCGGACAGGGAGUGUUGGCGACCAGCUGGCAGACAAAGCGGAGGUUAGCGGUCGCCGGGCCGAAAUGCCGGUUCUGGGCGACACCGUUCCGUCCGAAAAGCGGGAGCCGGAACGUAAAGGAACGGAAGUUAGCGUCCAAAAGAUAGGAUCGGCUGUAGUAGAGAGGGUGAUUGAUGGGCAACGUCCGUUGGCAAGAGACGAAUCGAUUGAAAGCCAAGACAUGCAGGUUCCGGUGGUGAUCCGGGCGGAAAACGGAAUGCUGGCAGGGGAACGCGAGAAGCCAAGGAAGCCUUCCUUGGAGCACGCGGCAAGCCAGACGGAAGGCUCGAGCUGGGCGGCGGGAUCCCCCGGGAGCAGCGGAAGGGCGGGAUUCACCGGAAGCAGCGGAACGGAGGGAUCCCCCAACUGGAAGAGCCCCGGACAGUCCACGACGAGUGGAGGCGUAAGAAGAGAAGAGUCGGGGAGCUCGUUCGGGGGCGAUCCUCGGGGAGACAGCCGGGCUACUUCGGUCGGGUUGACGACUCUCAGCACCGAGGGGAGUGGUGACGUCAGCCAAGGCAAAGCGGUGGUCAUAAGCCAGGGGAGCUUGACGGAGUCGGAGGGAUUGGUAAAAAGUUUUUCCGAGACGAAUGAGACCCGCCCAGAUGCUUCGGUACGGACCGCGAGUAAGAGCGAGGCAUUUGAUGCCCCGGCGAGAGCCCCCCCGGUCGCAUUGAGCGAGAUCGAUGUGACCGGUACGGACAGCCCGACCGGUCUGAACAGAAGUUUCCCGCAGAAGGUGGCCAGCGCCUUCUCUUCCGCAGCGGAAUUCCUGCGGAAGCACACGCCCCGCGCAGAGAGCAGCCCCCGAGGGGCGGAGCCGUCGCCGCUCGGUGGAUCCCCCCGGGGAAGCAGUUCGUCCCGGUCGUCUCCCGUUGCCACGUCAUCCAUCCAGUCGGGCGGAUCCCCCCGGGGAGACCUCGACUCGCCCAACCGGGCGUCGUACCUGGCGGGGACACGUGGCAUCCAACAGCUGAGGGAGCUGAGAAAGUCGCAGGAGAAGAAUGCGGCGACCGUAUUGGUGUCGCCGCCCGCUUCCGUUCCGUCGGGCAAGCCGAUUCCGCGGCGGAACUCGGAGCCGCUGCUGUCGCGGCUCAGCACCGACGCGCUUGGCGCGCUCAAAACCCCAAACCCUCAGGCGUCCACCCCGUGCAAGCCCGGCCCCAGAAAGCUCAGCAGUUACGUCGAGGGGGGGUCGAUCAAGCACAGCCCACGUGUCUCAAACGGCGGUCACGUUGCCCCCCAAAGAGUCGAAAGCCAUGCACACCCCUCCGAAACUUCUGAAAGCCCCGGCCGCCGCGCCAAGCCGGUGGUGAAACCCUUAAACCUCCGCGCGUUGGCGGACGAGAGCGCGGGCGGCUGGGACCGCGGCGGUCUGCUCACUGGGCAGUCGGACCGGACGCCCGGACACUCGGACAGGACUUCUGGCCACGCGGACAGAACUCCCGGCCACUCCGACAGAACUCCCGGCCACUCGGACAGAACUCCCGGGUAUCCGGACAGAUUCACCGGGCAUUCGGACGCCAUUUCGGGGCGUUCGGACGCGACCGGCGGGCAUUCGGACAGGAGCCCCGCGCAGUCGGAAAGAACCCCCCGCGGGACGCGCCAGUCAACAGCCGGGGACUCGUACAUGGACAGCCUUCUGGAGCGGGAGCGGAAAAGAGAGGAGAGGAGGGCGACCACACCUCGGCCGGGCGCACUCCUGGUCGAGAACCGCGGAUCUCCGGGCGCUCACUUGCCCCCCAAAUCGCCCACCCCUCCCGGAAAGGGCUUCUCCCGGUCGCCCCUUCCCAGCCCCUCCUCCCGACUGAGCCCGCGCCUGAUCGGCACCCCGGUUCGAGUCGAAACCCCUCCGGUAGAGAAUCGGUACGCAGUCCAGGGGUCGAACCUUUUGCCCCGACGCGAGAGCAGCGACUCAGAAGACGGCGAACGGAAGCGGCGGUGGAGCGACGUCGGGGGAAGCGGAACGAGUCGGCGGAAUACGCGGGAGGCCGCUCCGGCCCCGGCGGGAGGGGAGUGGGAAGUGACGGCGCACGCGCUGAAGCUGAAACUAGCGGGGGCGGAAAAACUGGUGGAGGGCGCGAACAAGCUCGCGGCAAGAUUAUUUGAGGAGGCGGUAGGGAAUCGUUUGAAGCGCCUGUCGCGCAGCCCGAGCGCGGGGAACACCCCCCGGGGGGAGUCCCCGGGGGAGGCUGGUGUGAAUGGCCCGGCGCCUUCCGCCGGAGUCGCGAAAGCGGAAUCGCGGGCGGAACUGCUGAAGCGGCGCCCGAAGAAGACGAUCAGCAGCCCCCAGAUCCUGACCCCCGAGCAGCAGCAGCAGCUGAUGCGGAGCCACCUGCUGCGGAACGGCGAGGGCGCCGGAACCGGAAUCCCGCACAGCGGAUCGGAGGGCGACCUGCGGCGCCCGAAGGCGCGGGAGGCGGUCGCCCGGAGCGGGCUCAUCGCGGACGACACGGGCGGCGUUCCGGCGUUCGGUGGAGUCCGCCGGAAGAGCUCCGGCCUGAAUCUCAUCCGGAAGGAGAGCCUGGCCAACCGGGACACGUACUCGGCGCAGAUCGAGCGGAUGCGGGAGGAGUUUAAGGCGACCAGGGAGGUGAAGAAUGAGGCGGUGCGGUCGCUGCGAGGCUCGUCGUUUUCGAUGCUCGGGGUGGAUGAGUGGAACCGGGGACCGCUGAUGGUGAAGCCGCGGCCGCUGAGCGCCCGGCCGACAACGAUCAAGCUCCCGCCCAUUCUCGGGGACAAGCAUCCGAUCCGGGGACCCAUCAACGGCAAUUGACUUUUGCCACAUGGGCCGGUGGUCGAUAGACUUCAAAUGGCCAAUCGGAGGCUUAUGGAUGAAAUAGAGGUGUUCAACAAGAGGCCUCCCAAGUGAAAGUGGAUAUCAUGAUUUGGACGGCAAGGAAAAAGUAUUCGGGGCGGGUUGAUCGGUGGGAGAUCACUUUGAGCGAAACGUGACGUUGUAAAACGUCGGGAAAGCCACAGAAAGUUAGCGCAACUGUUGACAACGAGAAACGGAUCACUCUACGCAAGUAGGCUAUAGGAAAAGCACGCGUUUUAUACCUUAUACCUAGAUAGAAGACGAAAGUUACGUCACAAGAUGUUAACAGUGCAGAUUACUAGCAGCAGUAGCAGUAGAAUUGGGACCACGUUCUAGUUCAGAACUAAGAGCACAUCCUGAAACUGAUCAAAGGGACACUGGUGAGUAAGGACGGCCAC